Canariomyces notabilis is the source of this 929-nucleotide messenger RNA. Its product is annotated as ribosomal protein S8e. The transcript has 9 exons. Gene Ontology annotation, biological process: maturation of LSU-rRNA; maturation of 5.8S rRNA. Bases 155 to 823 code for a protein of 222 amino acids. NCBI's taxonomy places the organism in Eukaryota, Fungi, Ascomycota, Sordariomycetes, Sordariales, Chaetomiaceae. Gene Ontology annotation, cellular component: nucleolus; preribosome, large subunit precursor. The record is from RefSeq and is a predicted model, not a curated record.
AAGGAGCGACGCCAGUCAAUUAUUUUUUAUCAGCAGGUUCCCGCAUCGCAUGCUGGGCGGUAUUGUUCCAGCGAACGACGGAUUGUGCAACACCUGACUGCCCUACUCAAUUCUCUGACAUCUUAAGUCCUGUUCGCGGGCGCCUAGACUCACCAUGCCCCAGAACGAGUACAUCGAGAGACAUCGCAAGCUCCACGGGAAGCGCCUCGACGCCGAGGAGCGGGCACGCAAAAGGGCCGCCCGCGAGGGCCACAAGCAGAGCGAGAAUGCGCAGAAUCUGCGCGGCCUGCGGGCCAAGCUGUACGCCAAGCAGCGGCAUGCUCAAAAGAUACAGAUGCGCAAGACCAUCAAGCAGCACGAGGAGCGCAACGUAAAGGGUGCCCCCGCCGAGAAGGAGCCGUCCGACCCCAUCCCCGCCUACCUGCUCGACCGUGCCAACCCGACGACGGCCAAGGCGCUGAGCUCGCAAAUCAAGAAUAAGCGCGCCGAGAAGGCCGCUAGGUUCUCGGUUCCAAUUCCCAAGGUCAAGGGGAUCAGCGAGGAGGAGUUGUUCAAGGUUGUCAAGACGGGCAAGAAAACACAGAAGAAGGGGUGGAAACGUGUCGUCACCAAGCCCACCUUUGUCGGCCCCGACUUCACCAGACGGCCGGUUAAAUACGAACGCUUUAUCCGUCCUAUGGGUUUGCGUUACAAGAAGGCCAAUGUCAACGUCUCCGACCUAGGUAUUGUCACGGCAUCCGGGAAGAUUGCUUGGGGCCGCUACGCGCAGAUUACAAACAACCCAGAAAACGACGGCUGCUUGAAUGCUGUCCUCUUAGUAUAGCAUCAGAUGAUCGGUUUUUAGGAGCCCCAUGUGCCUCUGGGGUAGCUUGGCCAGCAAAGGGCAGGAUUUCUUGCAUGGGCAUGGCGUUUGGUGUUAAGGACCCGGU